GUGAUAGCAAUUUUUGGACCUAUUUUUUAUCCAAGCCCAAAUUUCAGUGGAAUCAUGACUUGAAGAUGAGCCUUUAUAAUGGCCGCAGUUCAUACAGAAGUGGGGCGCACCGAUAAUAACUCAGCAGAGGAGUCAGAGACAGCGAGUAACGACCAGCAGAAACAGUCUGUUCUAGAGAGUCAUGGUUACUCGCUUGGUAAAAUCAUCGGAACUGGUUCAUAUGCCACCGUAAAACUGGCAAGAUCUGAGAGACACCAGGAAUAUGUCGCCGUCAAGAUAGUUUCAAAAUUCCAAGCACCCACCGACUAUUUAACUAGAUUUCUGCCGAGAGAAAUUGAAGUUGUGAAAGGUCUAAGACACCAAAAUCUAAUCAGAUUCCUGCAAGCGGUAGAGACUACACACAGAGUAUACAUAAUCAUGGAGUACGCAGAAAAUGGAAGCUUGUUGGAUAUUAUACGUAAAGAUACUUACAUCGAAGAAGAGCCCAGAGCUAAAAACUGGUUUUCACAAUUACGGGAUGCUCUCGAGUACUGCCACGAACACGGAGUCGUUCACAGGGACGUUAAGUGUGAGAACCUUCUAAUGAAUAAUAAAUACGAUUUAAAACUGUCAGAUUUUGGUUUUGCUCGUGGUCACAUGAAGCCGCGUAGUGACGGGAUUCCAAUACUCAGUGAAACCUUUUGUGGAAGUUACGCCUACGCUUCGCCUGAAAUAUUGAAAGGCGUCCCGUACGAUCCCACGCUCUCCGAUGUUUGGUCCAUGGGUGUGGUACUCUUCGCCAUGGUGUUUGGGAAAUUGCCGUUCGACGACACAAACUACAACAAGUUGGUCAGGCAAGUUCAGUCUAAGCUCAAAUUUCCAUCGGAUCCUGCAGUUUCUGAGCAGUGUAAGUCUUUGAUAGGGAAGCUCAUUGCUCCUUUAAGAAUCCGUGCAAAGGUCGCACAGAUCGCCAAAGAUCCAUGGGUAUCUUCUAAGCCUCAGGUUACCCGUACGACUGACUCUGCGCCUACAAACACCGCAGCUACCAGCUCUACCUGAGCAUUAAAGGUAUUAAAACUGGAAGCUACAACACUUGUUGAAUUUUGUUAUUGGAAAUACAUAUUUUUUACAGAA
Molecule: messenger RNA, 1113 nt
Organism: Homalodisca vitripennis (glassy-winged sharpshooter)
Lineage: Eukaryota; Metazoa; Arthropoda; Insecta; Hemiptera; Cicadellidae
Product: testis-specific serine/threonine-protein kinase 3-like
Exons: 1
Coding region: 79-1038 (319 amino acids)
Biological process (GO): intracellular signal transduction; protein phosphorylation; microtubule cytoskeleton organization
Cellular component (GO): cytoplasm
Molecular function (GO): protein serine/threonine kinase activity; tau-protein kinase activity; ATP binding
Source: RefSeq, a predicted model, not a curated record